UAGCAAUCAAAAAUGGAAUAAAUUCAAUUCAUCCCCAUCUCACUUUCGUUCAUCCACAUUUCCGUCCGCCUCGACCAAAUUCAUGUUUCUCGUUCACCGGAUCCCCAUCACAUCGACAUGAAAGACAUCGGACCCUCGAAAACCACCGACUUUGACGACGUGUACGUAACAAUAUUGCUCACCGAAUCGACCACCAGCUUCCUCAAUUUGAACCUGCCCCACGUCGAGUGCAUGCACCCGGACAACUCCAAGAUCUUCAUCAUAUCGCCGGAGAAGUACAAGCUCAUCUACAAGAAAGCCGCGCCCCUAUGUGUAAAUUCCGAUGAGAAUGUAAACAGUCAGGGAUCAAUUCCCAUCAGUGUCGCCCACAAUCCCAGUAGCGCCAACGCCGAUGCGAGCAGCUUGGAUCAAAACAGGAGCCUGCCAACGAGCAAAUCUGAUUCCGUCCUGUACAAAACCCACCUGCAAAUGGCAUCGGAUGUUUGCCUGUUCAAGAGCAAUUUUUCAUCGAGAUCCUCCAGCAUGUACGAAGGAUGCGAUUCCGAUGAAAUCCUGCAGGAUAGGAAAUCGGCGGAAUUUAAAGCUUUGAAAAUCAAACCUUUACCGUUGUUGGCCGUAAGAACAACCGCCCAUUCGAACAAACUCAACUCGUACUCGACGGACAUUUACGUUUCCUUACUAGACUCGAGCAUCAAUUCCUCUGAGCACAUAUGUCGAAUUUGCCACGGAGGUGAGAGUAUAGACGAUCUGUUGACCCCUUGCCGGUGCAGGGGAACAGUCGCCCUGGUACAUUUGAAAUGCCUGGAAAGGUGGUUGAAGGAUUCGCAUCACAGUUCGUGCGAAUUGUGCCAGCAUCACUUUAAGAUCGUCAGAAAACCGAGGUACGGCAUUAUGGGUUCAAUACCGGCGUAUUUGAGAGAAAACGGGCCUCAAUUUAGGGAAAUAUUAAUCGAUUUGUUCGCUUUUAUCGUCUACACACCAUCAGCGGUAGCAUCUACUUACAUGCUAAUGGUGCUGUGCGAAACUUUGGUAAAAUCCAACGUUACGACCACGGGAACUUUUCCAUCGCAUUUGCUGGCAUUUUCAGCCAUAUUUGGAAUGGCCGCCAUUGACUUCACUUACUCCUCUUGGUUGCUGUACACGUGCCAAAGACACUUGGAAUCAUGGAGAAGUUGGUACCACAGUAACACGACACUCAAAGUGGUACUGUCGCCGAUUAAACUGCGACCGCACAAGAAAAUUAGACAGCAGGAAUAUAAAGUGUUAAAUGAAUAGAGAUAGUGAGG
This is a messenger RNA of Phyllotreta striolata, 1286 nucleotides long. The record is from the annotation of a GenBank genome assembly. Lineage: Eukaryota; Metazoa; Arthropoda; Insecta; Coleoptera; Chrysomelidae.